This is a messenger RNA of Cryptotermes secundus, 4224 nucleotides long. RefSeq lists its product as uncharacterized. Lineage: Eukaryota; Metazoa; Arthropoda; Insecta; Blattodea; Kalotermitidae. The coding region runs from base 611 to 1513 and encodes 300 amino acids. The record is from RefSeq and is a predicted model, not a curated record. The transcript is spliced from 3 exons.
UAUUGUCAGAACUUGUGAUGCCAGUUCUAAUUUUCUCGUGUCCUGUGGGUCCUCCGUACGUGCCAAAUCCAGUGCCACAGGACCAAGGGCAGCCUGGACACACAUGGAUCCGCUCACCCAAGGCCAACCUUAUCCCUCAACCGUGGGAUACAACAACUGGUGUCAGGUGUGUGGGGUGAUUAGCAGCCAGAAAAGGAUCAACAGGAACGUCGAAGGAGGAGGAGGAAUUCUUCCCACCAGGAGAACUUCCUACUCAUAACAGUUGGUAAGACCCAUCUGUUCCAUAGCUCAUUAACUGGGCACUUGCAGUUCUUCUAAAGGAAGAACAAGGGAUUGGAAGCAAACAGCGUACCAGAAGUGAAGACAGAGGAGCCUCAUUAGUGUGGGGAUUGUACAAGAAGGUAGUCAGCAGUCUCUGCAGAGGGGUGGAGAUGAGAGGAGGAAGAUUUUAAGUGUUGCUUCGAUAAGCUGUCCCUAAAAUAGAAAUUUACAAGUUACAGGAAUGGUGGAGCUGAGAAAUAGCAGAUAACAGAUAGGCGAAGGGUGAACGACCGAGAGUUCGAGGGGAGCAAGAGGACGAGCUGACUGCGAGAGAAGGAGAAGGACCAUUAUGCCAGAUAAACGUCCAUUAUCAUCAAUGAUACAGUAUAGGAGGACAUGGAUCACAGCAGUAUGGAGCGUUUGGUCAUGGGGAAUCAGGGAGACAAAUGCCUCAACUGAAGAUCUUGGAUACUCAGUAGAUCGAUAUGAUGAAUCACCAGGAAUAUAUUACGAAAAUCUAGGAGAAGUUAACUUAUUUAAUGCAGAAUGGAAAACAGUGGUAUACUUAGAUGUAAAAGAUAUGGACCAAAAAUCGGAUAAGAUAGGAGAAUACACAGAACACAUGCGCAAAUUAUGCUUGACCACUUCAAUUAGAAAUUGGACAAACUGUAAUCGUUUCGAAAACAUAGCAAGAGACAGAUUGAGUCAGAUUAGAGGAAGCGAAAGGUUGUUAAAAGACUUGAUAGGAAGCAAUCCUAGUCACCGUAGGAGACGUCAAGGAGUUUUUAACUUUAUUGGCGAAAUUAGUAAAAUUCUGUUUGGCACAAUGGAUUCGGAUGACGCUGAUUACUAUAAUGAACAAAUCAGGCGAUUCGAGGAAAACUCGGAGGAUAUAACAGGUUUAAUGAAGCAACAGUUAUCAAUUGUCAAGGCUCCAUUGGGAACUUUUAAUGAAACAAUAUCCGAUAUGGAAUAUAAUAAUGACCUUAUCAAAAGAGGAUUGACAGAAUUAAAAACUUAUAUGGAGAAAUUUAUAGGAGAAACUGAAGCUAGACUGGCCCUAAUAUCGAUUAAGAUUAAUAUAGAAAGUCACAUUGCUCAAGUGAACAGUGCCUUAAAUGCUAUGCAAAGAAAUCUUGAUUUACUAAUAGAAAGUAUACUGAAUGCACAGAAAGGAGUGCUGCAACCACAAAUUGUUUCUCCUAGUUUAAUUAUUGAGAGUUUGAAGAAGAGCAUUCCGUUUUUUCCCUGAGGGUACACUGGCACCAUUGUCCUUAAGCAAGGAUUCGAUCGGCAUGAUUAAUAAAUUAUGUGAUGUACAUGUAUACAUAAAUAAGGGUAUAUUAGAGUAUGUAAUAACUCUACCACUCAUGAAUAAGAGCGUUUUUAAGGCAUUAAAACUAAUACCUCUUCCAACAGCCAAGGACAAAUUCAAGUUUGUGUACAUUGAGAGAGAGUUCAGUAUUGUAUGUGGAUAAAACUGGACAAUAUUAUUUCACCACCAGUAGAGAGGAACUUGACAAAUGUAAAUUAAUGAAAGCAAGUUCAUUUAUAUGUAAACAGAGUCAACCCCUACUAAAUAGUCACCUGAGAGAAUCUUGUGUAGUAAAAUUGUUACAACCCAGGAGAACUAUACCUCAGAGUUGUGAUACCCGAGUAGUGUCUAUCACACACCCGGUGUGGACACAACUGGAGAGGCGAAAUGAGUGGAUAUACUUAUACCAUCCAGUGAUAGUGUGACAAUUGUGUGUCCCAACAAGGAAACAGUGGAAGUUUUGCUCACUCACACUGGAAAGCUGGAAAUUCAAGCAGGGUGUAAAGGUUUCACAAAAACAGCAUUAUUAUUCACAGUGAGGGAAAUUAAGGUGAACGAUUCCAGAAAGGGAGGAGAUCAACUGUCAAAGGUAGACGCCGAAUUUGAAUGCUGUGAACAAUUAGGUUCUCACCUCAACCUGAGUCAUAUAGAUUUAGAUAUGAAAUUCAAACAUAGUCAAUCAUGUAGAGGAUUUAAAAUUCGCUAGUUUUAAGAUUUCUGAACUGGAAAAGUUGGCCAGAGAGCAUGAAUGGAAGAGCAGGUAUGCUCAGUACCAUACCACAUAUUCAGUGUUAGCAUAUGUUUUUGCUAGUGUAUUGGUAAUAUAUGUACUGUAUAAGCUAGGGAGGUGUGUAUUACCUUGCUGUAAAGCAAACACUGCCAUAAGAGCGAUUGCUGCCUCCACCACAGAACGUUUGGGUCUCACCACAGAGUCAAACGGAAGAGGUAACAUCAAUAUUAAGAUUAUUAAUAUUAAUAUUAUUAUUAAUAUAAUAUUAAUAUUAAGAGGUAACAUCAAUAUUAAAACCAGCAGCGAGAGCAUUGCAAGUAACCCGGAAGAAAUCCCACUUCAAACUCUAGACAAGUUUACCAACCUCAGAGAAACCGGAGAACUUCGCAGAUCAAAAAGAAGUAGAUCUGCAAAAUCACAUUUCUAAAUUCAAUUAAAGUGUAAAUUGAAUUUCUUCCCAAGGGGGGAGGUGUUGUAUAGGGGUCUAGGAUGGGUGUAUUGUAACAUAUAAUGAUAUUAAUUACCUGUAGGGAUAGGUACAAAUACCGAGGUACUGCAUAUGAAUUGGGUUAUUUUAACAGAAUGUAUGUAUGAGCUGUAGUAAGCUGUAUUCUUCCACUCUAGUGUUGCCAGCCAGCCGGAUAUCAAUUGAACUUGUGACCCGAGACACUACGUCACAUUUGGAGCGAGGGCCGAACAACGCUAGGAAUAGUACAGCAGCAGGGAGUGAAGUCCAAGUGACCAUCUCUGUAACCUUAUUUGGGAAUAAUCCGGAAGUGAGUCCUUAAGUGUAGUAUAAAAUCCCAAGGACUGACGCCCUGGGUGCUUUUUAGAUCAGACAACUAGUUGAGACUACUUGUAUUUCAGUCUAAGAGUCAGUACUGCCCUUAGCUUAGGCAGAUAACCACUUCUACAUUUCCUUCAGAUUCUUGUAAUUCAUUUAUUAGUAAUAAAUUUUAGUUAUAUUACAACUGCUGAGAGGUAUACCCCAUUCUGCCUCCCAAGUGAUCCGCUCGCCCAAGGCCAACCUUAUCCCUCAACUGCGGGAUACAACAGCAGGACUAUCUGAAGAUUUGUCACUCAGUUGUUAUUACUAAUACCUCCAGUUAUUCCAGUUCAGCCCUUCUAGUCUGUGCCUGCCUCAAAACUAAUGGAAAGCAUUUCUAUGGAAGAACAUGUAUGAGUUAAAUUCUGCUAUCCUCAGUGACUGUAUGAUGCCUAGCAUGAGGAAUUUCAGUUUACAUAGCCUCUUUAACUAAUUACACCAUGAAGGAAUGUGGGGGAAUGGAACUAUAGCUUUGCCAUUCUUGACCUUGGCAUUAGAUAGAGGUCAGUGGCCAGCUCCAUGCCCUGGUUGCUUCACCCCUCAGGAAUGAGUCCUGAGUAUCCAUUGGAUAGAAGGCUGGGUGUGUCCCUGAGAUGGUCUAGACAUUAUGAAGAUGAGAAAAAUUUCUUGUCCCUGCCAGGAAUCAAACCCUGGCCAUCAAACCUGUAGCCUGGUGCUAUAUGGAAUGAGCAACUCAUACCAAACAAAUUAAAAACUGAAUCAUAUAGAUGUUUAUCUUAUAUAUUCUAAAGAUUUUUUAAAAAAAAUCUGAAGCUUCUUUCUACCUCCUCCCUGUAGAAUAGUAUGGGCUGGACAUGUAGCGAAAACAGGAAAGAAAUUCAGACAAUUCUGGUAGGUAAACUCUUGUAAAGUAAUGAUUUAAAAAAAUGGAAAACCCUUGUGUUUAAACAGUAAGUCUCUCUUGUAGGCAUUAUGAGAAUAUCAAGCACAACAACAAAAAUCAGUCACUGGUUUUCAAGGCCACAAUGGAUAUUCUUGUUUGGACAUAUUUUCACGUGAUUUUAUAAAUUGUUCUGCAUAAUUGUUUUUCUUACUAUUCAUUCAUUCAUCAGUAAUCUGUCAGAUGACAGG